Molecule: messenger RNA, 2047 nt
Organism: Pungitius pungitius (ninespine stickleback)
Lineage: Eukaryota; Metazoa; Chordata; Actinopteri; Perciformes; Gasterosteidae
Product: phospholipase A and acyltransferase 4-like
Exons: 4
Coding region: 316-885 (189 amino acids)
Biological process (GO): N-acylphosphatidylethanolamine metabolic process
Cellular component (GO): cytoplasm
Molecular function (GO): A2-type glycerophospholipase activity; glycerophospholipid phospholipase A1 activity
Source: RefSeq, a predicted model, not a curated record
GAUUGGCUGGCGACUGAUCCAGGGUGUAUCGUGUCUCUCGCCCGAAGUUGGCUGGCAUAGACCAGCCCCCCGUGACCCUGUGUGCAGGAUAAGUGGUUUGAAGAUGGACCGAUGCUCGCUGCUCUUCGUAAACUUUUCUAAUGUGUCUGUUUGAAGCAGCAUUUCUAUAUAAUCUAUCGCGAAAAUACUUCCUCACUGUUUCGGCCAAUCAGUUUUUUUCCCCUUAAGUCAUUCUAAACCGUCAAAACCAGUUUCUCACACAACACACCCUGAAAACUGCUGCCACAGUGCUUCCUCUAACUGAAGGAGUCGGCUAUGGAUUAUCAGGAGCAGGUUGAAGAAAUCACAACCACCGCCAAGUUUGGAGACUUGAUAGAAUUUGCCUACCCCAUCGGAUAUUCACACUGGGGAGUUUAUGAUCAAGAUGGAUAUGUAUUUCAUUUUGCUGUUGCAGAUGAAAAGCAACUUAUGAACAACAUUCGUACUUACCUACAAAAAAUCUUCCCGGUGUGCGGCGACCUUCUCCUUGGCCAGACCAGGAUCCGCAGGGUGCCUCUUGGUGAGGUGAACGUCCCGAAGGGCGUCCACGUCUGUAUCGGUAACACAAGACACGACUUUACCCCCUCAGCCCCGGAGCAGAUGAGACGACGGUGUGACGCCCUUCUCGAUCAGGACUUCCCAUAUAAACUUUUCACCCUCAACUGCGAGCACUUUGCUACUUUUGUACGUUAUGGAAAAGCAGUGUGCAACCAGCUUCCUGGAAGAACGAAGAAUAAAGAGUGUGAGGUGGCAACUGAAAGCUUCAAGAAAAUUGUCAGCCCUGAAGAAACUGAUGCAGGUCCCUUGAGGGAAACCUCUGACUUCUUUAAUUCACAUGUAUGGUAGGAAAAUGCAUUCCAGGCAAAUGAUGUGAACAAUAGUGUAAUUCAUAAUUGUUCUGCUGGACUAUAUGAAUCGUCUUUUAUUAAUACAGCUAAUCAGAUAUACUAAUCAAUCACAAAUUCUGAACUUCACAAAUGGGCUAUGGUGUGUACUCAUGCAACCUCAGCCUAACAUGCCAAAGGUCAUGUCAUACAACCUGUUCAAUUACAACCUCAGGUAUGUAUGUAAUUAUGCAUGUAUGUAUGUGUCGAUGUGGAUGAGGGGAAGUACAGUGACUGCAGAGGAGCUUCCAACAUUGUAGUUCAACAUUUUACUUGAGCCUGACUCCAGAGGAGGGCAGUGCUGGGUCGAAAGCCCUAAAAACGGACAACAGUCAAUUAACAGCUAUUAUGGCUGGUAAUCAAUUACUAAUCAUCAUGUUGACAAAGUUAUCAUUUUUAUAUGGUUUCAAGUUUUUGCAUUUGUAAGCAUUGAAAAAGAAUUACGUAACUGUUACAACACAUACUGGGGGUUUAAAUUAUAACAAAAAUUUAAAAAUGGCAAAAGGUAUCAAUUAGCUGUAUCUCAUCUUAGAAACAUUGUGUGGGAUGUAGUAGCAUUUAGUGGUACAGUUGCAGAUUACAAAAAAAAACAUACUGCUCUGUCCAGCCCUCUUUUACAGGUGUUUUGGCCUCUCUGGUGGACAUUAUGGUUGGGUAAUAGGUAAGAAUAGGAUUAUAUUACUACAAGGCGCUCACAUGAUUAAUACUCAGUUCAUUCCCAUGACUAAAUAAUGCAUUUAAGAACGUAUAUUAUUUUAAACAAAUAAAUUCAGAUUAGAAUACAUUUAAAAGGAUGAUAAAUGUUAAAUGGACUAAACUUGUAGGUCUUUAACACUAUUAUUACUAUGUCAACAUUCACUCUUUUCUUCAAAGGCAUAUAGACGAAAACUAGCAGAGCCAAUUUAUUUUAGAUUAAACUAUGAUAUACACAUAACAUUCAAUAAUCUGACAUUUGUUUGGAAUACUUCACUAUAAUGUAGAAGACAUUUCUAUGGGGCACUAUACCAUAAUUUUUCUAAUAUCACCCUAAACCAGUGAUUCUCAACUAGUGGCCGCGGACCCGUUUUUAAUGGGUCGCGAGCCUCUGCAUGGGAAAAUAAAAAUUUGAAUUAAAAAAAAAAAAA